Molecule: messenger RNA, 3006 nt
Organism: Cladocopium goreaui
Lineage: Eukaryota; Dinophyceae; Suessiales; Symbiodiniaceae
Source: the annotation of a GenBank genome assembly
AUGGCAGCCGCCUACAAUCCCAAGGCUGUAGAGUCUGCAUGGGAUGCAUGGUGGGAGAAGAGAGGCUUCUUCACGCCAGAUGCCAAAGCAGCACAGGGCAGUUGCGAAUCAAAGAGGUUCGUGAUGGUAAUUCCUCCGCCGAACGUGACUGGCAAGUUGCACUUGGGUCAUACCUUGACUGGUGCCAUUGAGGAUGCCCUCACACGGUGGCACCGCAUGUGCGGAAAUGCCACUCUUUGGGUGCCAGGUGUUGACCAUGCGGGCAUUGCAACUCAGAGUAUCGUGGAGCGUCGCCUUCUGAAAGAACAGAAGUUGACUCGUCAUGACUUGGGCCGAGAAGAGUUCUUGAAACACGUAUGGGCCUGGAAGGAGAUGAACGCAGGCCACAUCAAGAAGCAGUUGCAGCGCAUCGCAGCUUCAGUGGACUGGACACGUGAAAGAUUCACCAUGGAUGAUCGUUGUGCCCGUGCAGUGGAGGAAGCCUUCAUCCGAUUCCACGAUCAGGGUUUGAUCUAUCGAGACAAUCGCUUGGUGAAUUGGUGCCCUUAUUUGCGCACUGCCCUGUCGGAUCUUGAAGUGGACUAUGAGGAGAUUCCUGGCAAAACCUAUGUGACCAUUCCAGGCUUUGAUGGCAAAGUGGAGGUUGGCGUGCUGUGCGAAUUCAAGUACAUGAUCAAAGGAAGCAAGGAUUCCCUGACAGUGGCUACCACGCGAUUGGAAACCAUGCUUGGUGACACUGCCGUGGCUGUUCACCCGGAUGACGAGAGAUACAAGGCAUUCCACGGCAAAGAGUUGGUACAUCCCUUCUUUCCGGAUCGCAAGAUGGUGGUGGUGGCAGACACCAUCGUGGAGAGAGAUUUUGGUACUGGCUGUGUGAAGAUCACACCGGCCCAUGACCAUAAUGACUUUAAGACCGGGCAACGGCAUGGCUUGCAGCAGAUCAACAUCUUUUCAGAGGAUGGCAGUAUCAAUGAGCUGGGAGGAGAGUUUGCGGGCCAGCAUCGCUUCCAGGCGCGAAGUACAGUGGAGGAGGCACUCAAGAAGAAGGGCCUGUGGGUUGACAAGAAGUCACACUCCAUGCGCUUGGGCUUUUGCUCCCGCUCCAAAGACAUCAUCGAGCCCUACCUGAAACCUCAAUGGUGGAUGAACUGCAAAAACUUGGCAGAUCAAAGUGUAAAGGCCGUGCGAAACGGAGAUCUGAAGAUCCUUCCAGAAUUUCACCAUCAAACUUGGUACAACUGGUUGGAGAACAUCCAGGAGUGGUGCAUCUCACGUCAGCUUUGGUGGGGUCACCGGAUUCCAGCGUACAAGGUGAUCAAACCCGCGCAGAAGGAGGAGAAGUGGUACACUGGCAAGACUGCAGCAGAAGCAGCUGCCAAAGCCGAGAAGGACUUGGGACAGAAGGUGGAAGUGGAGCAGGAUGAGGACGUUUUGGACACGUGGUUUUCCUCCGGACUUUUCCCCUUCUCAGUGUUUGGAUGGCCAGACACGGAGGGCAACGCAGACUUCAACUCUUUUUUCCCAACCUCGCUGUUGGAAACAGGACAUGACAUUCUGUUCUUUUGGGUAGCGCGGAUGGUGAUGAUGUCUUUGGGCCUCACUGGCAAACUUCCAUUCCACACGGUGUACUUGCAUGCCAUGGUGCGUGAUGCGCACGGCCGGAAGAUGUCGAAGAGUCUGGGCAAUGUGAUCGACCCAUUGGAAGUGAUCGAUGGCAUCGAUCUGGAGAAUUUGCACAAGAAGCUCUAUGAAGGAAAUCUGCCAGAUAAGGAGAUUGAGAAGGCAAAGAAAGGUCAACAGGCAGAUUAUCCUGAGGGAAUUCCUGAGUGUGGUGCAGAUGCAUUGCGCUUCGGCUUGUUAGCUUAUACUCUCCAAGGAAGGAAUGUGAACCUGGACAUCAAUCGUGUGGUGGGAUAUCGCCAUUUCUGCAACAAAGUGUGGAAUGCCACCAGAUUUGGCUUGAUGUACUUUGGCAACGAUUUCGCUUUCCCAGGCGCAUUGCGUUCUGACCUUCCCUUGGCUUGGGAGGAUAGGUGGAUCCUCUCCCGACUUUCCUUCUGUGCUCAGAAGACCAAUGAAAGUCUGGAGAAGUAUGAGUUUGCCAAUGCCACCACAGCCACCUACAGUUUUUUCCUCUAUGAGCUUUGCGAUGUGUACUUGGAGCUCUUGAAGCCUCGCUUCUAUGGUGAAACUACAGAUGAAAAGAUCCUGAAGGAUCGAGGGGUGGCAAGGCAUAUUUUGUACGUGUGCCUCGAUUGGUCCAUGCGCCUGAUGCAUCCUUUGUUGCCAUAUCUCACAGAGGAGUUGUAUCAAAGGCUACCUCCAUCCCCCACGAAGUGUGAAAGCAUCACAGUGGCGCCCUUCCCUACCGGUGUACAUGCCUGGAGAAAUGAAGCCUUGGAGAGAGAGAUGGAGGUGACCAGCGAGAUUGCCAAGCAGUUCCGCUCCCAAAAGACCUCCUUGGGCUUUUCCCCAGGUGCUCGACCAGAUGCCUACAUCAGGCAUAGUGACAAUGAUUCCAGGGCGCAGGUGGAAAAGUUGAAGAAUCAGAUCUCCCGCAUGGCAGGUUUUGGUUCGAUCCAGGUGUUGGACGCCAAUGCCCCAGACCCCCAUGGCACCAUGCGAGACGUGGUGAACGAGAAAUGCUUGAUCUACACCAAGGUAGAGGGCCUGGACUUGUCCGGUGAAAAGGUCAAGCUUCAAAAGAAGGUAACCUCUGCUCAGAAGAUGGUGGAGUCAUACAAGCAGAAGAUGUCCGUGCCGGGCUACGAGGAGAAAGUGCCCGCAAAUGUGCGAGAGCAAAACACGAUGAAGAUGCAGGCCUCUCAGAAAGAGCUUGAGGAAUUGGAGAGAGCCUUGCAAAGUCUGGAGCAGGCCAUGAACGGCAAAUGACUGGUCAGCUAGACUUAGAGACUUAGAUUCAAGCUGCGACUCAAGCUAUGAUUCAACUUCACUUCCUCAGGCAGUGGAGUUCGAGUCGACCAUGUACAGACAACUCGUGAGUAA